CAGACCUCCCAAGAUGAUGAUGAUCGCAAGCACCACAACAACAACAGCGGUUGCUGGUCUGACGCUGUGUUUGUGGUACGUGGCGUUUGCGGUAGCCGCGGUGGCCGUGCGAUGGCACUGGCCGUGGCUUGGGCUGGUGCUAAGCACGCUAGCGCCCGUCAUCAUGGUUGUAAUUGCGCCGACCACGCUGCCGCUGGAGGUCGUGGUCAUCUACUCCUUUGGAACCAUCACGCAAUACAUGCGCGUGUGCGAUGUCGUCGUGGCGGCGCUGGCCCAGCACAAGACACCCACGAGAAGACCCAGAAGAGGAAGCAGUAUCCGCCUCAACGCCAGCACACGCGAGGGUGAGACACUGUCGUCGCAAUCCCAUGAUCAGCGCACGCCCUCGCCACCCACGUCCCCGACAGUACCACCAACAGUACCACCGCCAUCGCUAUCAUCAUCAGCGCCAUCACCAUCAUCAUCAGCGCCAUCACUAUCAUCAGCGCCGGACGGGGUUUCAGUAAAUGUGAAGCAGCCGCGUCGUCACCGCCGGCAUGCUGUGUUCUUUUCGAGCUCCACCGCGUUUGCCGUCAUGUACAUUCUCGCGUACCAUGACCUGACCCUGGGCAAGUGGGUGUCGUCGAGCGGGGCGGCGCUGCGCGUUGUCUGGCGAGCGAGCCGCUCUGGCCUGCUUGUGCAUGCGCUGUCGGCGGCGGCCCUUGGCCUCCUGAUGGGCCUGCCGCACCUCACUGUGGAGCAGGCGAGGGAGGCGCGCCACCUGCCGCACGACGCAGACAACCACCACCUGAACGAGGCGGGACGCCCGCCCUGGCAGCCGCCCGCACACUCGGAGCUGCUGCCCACAUUCUUCUCCUUCUCCGGUCUGUUUGGCUCCGCGGAAACUGCAGCAGUGGCUGGUCGAUAUGCACAGGCCGUCGCAGCCCUCGCCGUGCACACUGUCGUGUUGACGUACGGGGUGACCAGUCUGUACUUUGUGGACAUGCUGUGGGGCAGCAUCCUGUCCCUUGGCUGCCUGUCGUGCCGCAGCACGGUUGACAUGCCCCGCCUCUGGGCAGCGGGCACGGUGCGGGAGUUUUGGCGGAGCUGGAACUUGGAGAUGCAGCACCUGUUGCAUCUGGCCAUCUAUUGGCCACUGAAGCCCGUGCUCGGCGGCUGGGCGGCGGAGGCGGCCACGUUCGCUGCGUCUGCGCUGCUGCACGUGCUGCCGUUUGCGGUGGGCGGUGCAACGGCGCGCCACCUGGCCAUGAUCGCCGCCUUCUUCAUGGCGCAGCCGUGCUUGAUGCUGCUGGAAAGUUGUUGUGCUGCUGGACACGUGUUUGUGCUUCGUGGGUGGCUGUGGGUGUGGGGGUCCUUCUUUCUCACCACGUUUCUUCUCACCCUCCCUGCCAUUGAGUUUGCUCUUCCUCACCUCCUCUUCCUCUUCCAUUGA
Salpingoeca rosetta is the source of this 1432-nucleotide messenger RNA. RefSeq lists its product as uncharacterized. NCBI's taxonomy places the organism in Eukaryota, Choanoflagellata, Craspedida, Salpingoecidae. Bases 14 to 1432 code for a protein of 472 amino acids. The transcript has a single exon. The record is from RefSeq and is a predicted model, not a curated record.